ACCAUCAGUAUAUCUUAAUGACACUAUAGAGUUAGUAAUUCUUUUUUGUAACCUUUUGUCUCUCAGCUUAACAGUUUUCAUGUCCCACACGCAAUAUGCCUGCUAUUCCCUUAGAGACUUAUUUUAUAUUUCAGCGAUCACCAUAGGACAAUAGACUUAGCCAUACCAGUAUUUUGUGUCUUCCACUCCCAUCUUUAAAAAUGAAAAAGAAUAAACUAUACCAGCACUUUGUCUUCCUCUUUGAAUGAUAUGAAAUGGAUGUUGAUGGUAAAAGCAAGCAUCAGCGUCUGAAGAUAAGUGGAUCAGGGUCCCUGGAGAUUCUAAGAUGAUUAAGUACUUUACAUGGGUUAUAUAUAUGAGCGCAGUUUGAUCAAUUCUUACUCAACAAUUCAGGUAAAGCUUCUUUUUCUAAGUUAGAGCAAGAUGAGAGACCAAACUUUAACUGGAACCCUAAGCGCAAAUUUCAAUAAGGCAAGGCCUUAUUUCUUCAUGGUAUGCUUGCAAUUUGGUGCAGCAGGGAUGUAUAUAAUCAGCAUGGUAACUCUCAACCAAGGCAUGAAUCGUUACGUGCUCAUUGUGUACCGUAAUGCUAUUGCUGCACUUGUACUUGCACCUUUUGCACUGCUGCUUGAGAGGAAAACAAGGCCAAAGAUGACUUUGCCAAUCUUCUUACAAAUAAUGACAUUGGGAUUUCUAGAGCCAAUCCUUGAUCAAGGCUUCACUUACUUGGGAAUGAAAUUUACAUCAGCAUCAUUUACAUCUGCAGUUAUGAACGCCGUUCCCUCGGUCACUUUUGUGAUUGCAGCCAUUUUUCGCUUAAUCGAGCGAGUUCGAGUAGCUCGAAUUCGAUCACGAAUCGAGUCAUUGGGGACCCUGGUAAACCCUUUCACAGGAGCUUUACUUUAUGACACUUUACAAAGGCCCCUGUCAUUGAUCUAAAUGGGUAAGUAAACAAGCCACCAUGGAAGCAGUGGCGUCUCAUCUGAUAAGCACUGGAUAUCUGGGACACUAUUAAUCCUUGUAGGUUGUGUUGCCUGGUCCUGUUUCUAUGUACUGCAAUCAAUUACCAUAAAAAAAUACCCGGCAGAAAUCUCUCUUUCCUCCUUGAUAUGCUUGGCCGGUGCAAUCCAGAGUUUGGGAAUUGCCCUAGCUGUAGAGCAUCGCCCUAGUGGAUGGGCAGUUGGCUGGAACUCUAGGCUUUUGGCUCCAUUGUACUCAGGUGUAGUUAGCUCUGGAAUUACAUACUAUGUGCAAGGUCUGGUCAUGAAAACAAGAGGCCCUGUAUUUGUCACUGCCUUCAAUCCUCUCUGCAUGAUAAUCGUUGCUGCUCUUGGUUCUGCCAUCCUAGGCGAGCAAAUUCACCUUGGAAGUAUCAUAGGAGGAGUUAUUAUCGCAAUCGGCCUCUAUUCUGUGGUGUGGGGGAAAAGCAAGGAUUGUCCAUCAGCAUCUACCCCCGCAAAGGUUGAUUAUAUCCAAGAGCUACCAAUUUCAGAAAAGAAUUGUUCUGAUGGCACUAAGCUUGGCAUUGCCACAAUUAACAUUGCUCAGCAGGGUGGAAAGUAAAAGAUAUUCCUAAAAGCAUGACCUUAGAAAAGUAUCAGGAAAACCUCACCUGUUUCAAAGAGUAAUAAAUCUCUGUACAUAAAAGCCUUUCCAUUAGUCUCUUCUCUGCAACUUGUUAGUGAAAAUACUAUGGAAAUUACAUCAAGGCAUGGUACAUGUGAGCACAAAAUAUAUUGGCUUGAUUAAUGUCAUUAUUGUUUAUAGACUAAUAAAGAAAGUACUAUAUAUAUAAAGAGAGGUGGAAUUGCAGACAAAUAACUUUUGCCGCGAUACUUAUGGCUAUCCAAGACAAAUUUUCCUUUUGUUUACCACAAUCAGAAUGUGGCA
Durio zibethinus is the source of this 1890-nucleotide messenger RNA. The record is from RefSeq and is a predicted model, not a curated record. NCBI's taxonomy places the organism in Eukaryota, Viridiplantae, Streptophyta, Magnoliopsida, Malvales, Malvaceae.